ACGGGUCACGUGACUUACGUUGAUGUGUUUUGGUGCUACAGGUUUUCGUGGGUGCUUUCGUUAUGUGAUAAUUUUUACUUAAUAUAAUACAGUCAUAAUGUCCCUAACAGAGACUGUUGAUAUUAGUGAGGGAGACAUUCUACAAUCCCCGGAUAAAGUGAUGUACACCGUGAGACGAAAUAGAAGCGCUCAAGAAAUAUCCAGUGUCCUACUCUCCCCACCCCCAUGGUCCCCAAACCGGAGUCCAUCUCCACCUGCAUCUAUCUCGAGCAUCGACAUCGCCUGCAGCACCACCAGCGGCCUUACUCCCGCCAGCAGUGCCAUCGGCACCCCUUGCGGCGACGAGGAAGAGAGCCUUACUAACGGCUUCCCAGAUGGCGACGCGGUCGCGAUGCCUUCGGCGGCGGCGGCCACAGCGGCGGAGGCGAUGACAACUUCCCGGUCUCCCGAAAUAAACGCCGCCACUCUGGAGGAUAACAAGAAAAAGUCUGAGCCUGCACUGGGAACGAGCCAGGCCUCUCCGACACUGCAGAUCAAACGCCACUCCACCGAAAACGUCAGUCCGUCCUCUCUGAGUCCCAGCCAGAGUCCCAAACUGGGGGGCAACCGUUCCCCUGAUAUCAGGCUCUCACCUGUUGCCCCCCUGGGCGGGAGCAGCCCCUCACCCACCACAAGCGGGACAGUACCAGUCUUUCCGGAUACGCCACCCACGGAAAGUGCCAGCGAAGUUCCCGCAGGACUCCAGCAAAGUGCCAGCAGCCUCACUGACAGUCAUGCCUCCCUGGAUCGUACCUCUGAGUCAUCGGGGCGCUCUCAAGAGAGUGGCACCACCACUGCCAAGGCUACACCCGACCACCAGUCCUCUUCUAGCAGGCAGGAAGGCAGUGCGCUACGAGGGAGCGACAGGUCCGACAAGUCGGACCAAAUGUCCAGGAGCUACGAGAGGUCGGACCGUUCGGACAGGUCUGACAAAGGGGAUUCCUGCAGCAAGAAGGGGAGUGAUCAAGGAGACAAGUCUGCUAAACUUAUGGAGAAGAAGAAGAAAACGUCUUCUUGGUACAAUAUGUUGAAUCCAUCCUACAAGUCGAAGAGUGAAGAUUUCAAACGGCUGUUUAAAGACCUUCCAGAGACAGAGAGGCUGAUUGUUGACUAUUCUUGUGCACUUCAAAGGGAUAUCUUGGUUCAUGGCAGGCUAUAUGUAACACAGAACUUCAUAUGUUUCUAUGCCAAUAUCUUCAGAUGGGAAACAAAUGUUGUGAUUCGUUGUCGAGACAUCACGAGCAUGACAAAAGAGAAGACUGCCCGGGUAAUCCCUAAUGCUGUGCAAGUGUGUACAGACCACGAGAAGCACUUCUUCACUUCCUUCGGGGCCCGGGACAAGACAUACCUCAUGCUGUUCCGCAUCUGGCAGAAUGCACUCAUGGAGCAGGUGAGGCCCAUGUCGACGCAGGAGCUGUGGCAGUGGGUGCACUACAGUUACGGCGACGAAUUGGGUCUGACUAGUGAUGAUGAUGACUAUGUGGCCCCUCCUUACCUGGAAGAUGACCACAAGAACAACAACUCCAACCGUCUGCCCCCACCGUCUCUUGGCGAAAAGUCCGACAUCACUCCAGGGGAUCUGGAUGUGGACGAGGCUCUGGUCAAGAUGAGCUGUAGUGCUUUUGAAGCAUUGUCCAGUGAGGUGAAUGGACUAGAUGAUGAGAACUCUGGGGACGGCGACCAGCUACCAGCACUGCUCAGGAGCAGCAGGGAGAACCUGGCUAAAACUAAGCAUUCCGACAUACCUACCGACUUGAGCGACACCACAGAAUCUGAGGCGAUCGAAGCCUGUGAAGCUCCAUGUCCGAGUCCAACCCACGAAGGCAAAGAGCACCUCAACAUUAUUCUGCCCAUCUCGGUAGAUCAGUUAUUCACUCUUCUUUUCACUGGGUCACGGUUCUUCCACGACCUGCUUACCUCUAGGAAAACAUAUGAUGUUACGGAAAGCAAUUGGCAGCCCUGUCCUGAGACAGGGCACAAGCUUCGCCAGGUGACCUAUACAAUCACUCUGAACCAUGCCAUGGCUAAAGCUGCCCAGACAACAGAAACACAGAUCCUGCUGAAGCAGAGCAAGCCGGGCCAAGUGUACGCAAUAGAUUGUGACGUGUUGAAUGCUGGCAUUCCCUACAGCGACACUUUCUGCGUCAAGUCCCACUAUUGUCUUUCAAAGAUCUCCGAUAGCCAGUGCCGGCUGCGAGUGUAUGGCUGCAUCCGCUACAAGAAGUCCGUCUGGGGGUUGGUCAAGUCUGUGAUUGAGAAGAAUGCAAUGCAGGGCCUCGCAGAUUUCUGCAGUGAUCUGGAGGCAGCACUUCUGCGGGAGUCUGACAGAUUGCAGCCAGUAUCUAAGAAGCUCAAGCGCAGAAAACGGAUGAAGGUUCUGGAUGUUAUGAGCAAGCUAGAAUCCACAAAGGAGCUUUUACAUAGCAGCAGUUCUCAGACUUGCUUCAGAAAAUACACAUCAGCAGGAUCUCAUGCGAAUACCUUGCCCUACGACUUUGGUUCUACAAAUACUAUACUUAAAGGUGUCCUGUUCCUCAUGAUCAUUCUGCUGUUAGUGAAUUUAGUAUUACUCUAUAAGCUGUGGUGGCCAGAUGAUAAGCCUCAAGGGAGAAACCUAGAUGUCAUCUUGUUUGAGAAUACCCCUAGUACAAAUGAAGAGUGGACACGUCUGCUUACUCAAAGGGAAGCACUCCACAGGCUGGAGACAGAGAAAUGGAAAGCAACUCUGAUGGAGAUAACAAAACUCAUUCGAAUGAUUGACAGCUCUCUUCUUGACUUGAAAGCAAGCCUGGACACAUACCACUCAUAUACGUCAAUGCCUAGCACCGUGGAUGUCUCCACGAAACCACCUCCGCCUCCACCCAAGAACUUAUGAUCCCAACCAUCAACUCUUUUCUUGUCAUGCUGUGGUAUCACUAGUCACCUGAAGCAUCUCGUUUGCCACACUGUGCACCAGUGUUAUGUGAUUGACAGUCCCUGUCAUGUGCACCGUAUCCAUUAAUUCAUUUGUAGGUUAUAUCUAUAGUACCUUUAGCAUAGGUCAGUUUGUUAAAUAGUGCUGAAAAACUGCCUUUCCUUGGAAUGCUGUCAGAACUUUGAGUGUUUUCUUGAGGCAGAAAUAUGUUUUUAGGUAGGUUUUUUUUACUAAUGAAAUGUAUAAAAUUUCUUCCAUUUCAAACUUGCCCAUGUUAUUUGGGUAAAGUGUUUGGAGUUUCAGUAGAUAUGUGGGGAAAAAUCAAUUUUUUGUGCACUGUAUAACUUUUGAAUGCAGAGCAUGUCUACGCCUAUAUUGUAUACAUAAGAAAGAUAGUAAGUACUAAAGAACUUUAAAGUGCUGCCUUACUGUAAGAAUAGUCCUGUUAAUGGCAUGCAAGGCAAUCGUGCAGAAUAGUAAAGGUACCUUUGUAGUGCCUCCUUUUUACAUGUGUAGCCGCCAUAGAGGUUCGACAGAUUUUGGUAUUUGGUGCAAAAGCCUUGAUGAAGGGCGACCGGAAUGUGGUACAUUCAUUCGAUCUUUUGCCAGUUCAGUAUGUUUUGCUCUCUGAGGAUAUGUAGGACCUGUAUGUCUUAAUCAUCAUCCUGUAUUGAACCCAUUCCAUUUUUUUUGUGCCAGGGGUAUUCUUUGUAAGACGCAACUUAAACAAUGCCAGGUAUCCAUUGAUACUGCCAUAAAACUGACGACUGAAAUGCAGGCGAGGAUUGAAACUUUCUCUUUAUAGAGCAAUGUGCUCAAUGAAUCAAAACCUGCAGGGUAAUCACUUUCCCCUUUAUUGUUGCAUAGGUGCAGUGAAAACCAUGCAAAUGCACUCCUUUCACCAUACUUAAAGAGGUUACACAAUUCAAUCCAAUUGGUAUUCUUUGCAGGCGCAAGACUUCUGGUUUCAGGUAAUGUCCGCAAGUAGCAGAGAAAAUAUAGUGUAACAAUUGUAGGAAAACACACUGGUUUGGGAUUCAAAGAUGUCAGUGGUAUUAUCGCGAGCAGUGUUAUAUUUAAUGGUGUUCAUUAUUGCACACUGUUUUGGACUUACGUGAGUUUAAUUGUUGUUAAGAGUUCAUGCUUCCCUGCACAAAACAGUAACCUAACUUCAUUUGGGGACAGGUGUCUGGUCUACGUCGUGUAUGCUUCCUGAACGGACACAUUUUCUAAUUCCGUUUCUACUGUCCUCAGGCAUUUUGUAUUUGGAAAGUUUGUGCAUAUGUCAUGUGCAUGUUCACAGGGCAGGCAGUGCUCUCAGGAAAUGAAUUGUGGGAAUGGGAGAAACAAAUUUACUAUACAAAAGCAUGAACGAAAUACACUAAUGAGAGUGUGCCAUAAACACUGUCGGGACUGACAUCGUGGCAUACUGUAAUGGCGGCACCCACCGUCGUUCCAAGUGCGCAAGGCAUUUCCCUUCAUGUUUCUGCACUGGGAGUAUUCUUUACCAGACGACCGUUUGUCCUCGAGUUCAAGAAUUCUACUUAAUUAAAUAUUACCGCUGUUAGGAGCUUAAAUAAUCUGUUUUUGAAUAGCACCAUUUACUGUACUUGUAACAUAUGUCUUUCUUUGACACUGAUGGGAUGCACAAAUCUGGCAUAUGCUGAUAAAGACUGAUUCAAAUAACUUUAGUGAGAAGAAAACAAAAUUGUGAUUGCAUAUUUAAGAAUGCUUGGUACAUAACAUUCACGUUUGUUUCGUUUUGAUCAACAGCAUGUUUGUUUGUUUUCCCCUGACUACGUUGAGCAGACUGUGAAAGAUUUUGGAUCGCAGGUUUCUGUCCAUUGUCUUCCAAGAAGAUUGCGGAGCUGGCAUUGUGCCCUGGUACACGCCAUGUAACCUUAUACCCUAGAUUUUUUUCCACCUGUUGGCUUACUUGCUCGUCAGCUGGUCUGACGAGCGCCUGUAUAUUACUACGUCAGCCACAGUGCACACCAUUUGUAGGUACCUGUGCUGUGAACCACACUGAUGUGAAGUGCAUUAGGGUGUAAAUGUGAUUUUUGUGCAGUCAUUGAGCCGUGUGAAUGAAGGUGUGUCUUCACGUGCUGAUUCACAUGAUGCAGGGCAGGUCUUUGCAGUGCUUGGAAAAGUGUGAUGGCUAUAAAAAAAGCAAAGUGGAAAGACGACUCAAAGUACGUUUGAUUGUGUGUGGAACACACCACAAGGCUGUGUUGUUGAUGCGAUCACCCUGUGGGUUGACUGUGAAGGAUUUUGUUGCUCUCAGGGUAACGGUUCUUGAGAAAGGAGUUAAAAGAAUGAGACCAAACAUGGCAUUAAAGUGUUACUGCAUUAUAAUGUGAUGUAUUUUUAUGCCAUUGGAGUGUGCAAGAAAUAAAGUCAUGUCCAGCAUCGGAA
This is a messenger RNA of Ornithodoros turicata, 5368 nucleotides long. RefSeq names its product protein Aster-B-like (gene GramD1B). The coding region runs from base 98 to 2914 and encodes 938 amino acids. The record is from RefSeq and is a predicted model, not a curated record. Gene Ontology annotation, biological process: intracellular sterol transport. NCBI's taxonomy places the organism in Eukaryota, Metazoa, Arthropoda, Arachnida, Ixodida, Argasidae. Gene Ontology annotation, molecular function: sterol transfer activity; sterol binding. The transcript is spliced from 19 exons. Gene Ontology annotation, cellular component: endoplasmic reticulum membrane; endoplasmic reticulum-plasma membrane contact site; plasma membrane.